GAGUGCGCGCGCAGAGACUCGGUAUUGAGCGGACGUCAGUGUCAGUUGUCAGUUGUCAGUCGCGGACGACGGGCGCGUGUUGUGUACGUGUUGUAUUUCGCAGAGUUCGGAACAUGGCUCUGCUCAGACGGCUUGCGGUGAACGCGCCCCGGAAUGUACGUGUGCUGUCCUCCUCGCCUCCGUCGCGGGACGACCUCGACCUUAACUUCAACAGCCCCAAAGAUGCGUUCAAAAGUAAGAAGACGAGCGAACUUGUGCGGGCGUAUUUCGUGUACCAAAUAUGUUCGGUGAACUGGCUGGUGGAGAACAAUGAUAUGUUGAUGAAGAGGCUGCGUCAGGUGGUGGGCCAGCGAAUGUUCGAGUUGAUCAUGAAAGCCACCUUCUACGGCCAGUUCGUCGCUGGCGAGGAUCAAAACACCAUCAAACCAACCAUUGAGAGAUUGCGUUCGUUUGGAGUGAAGUCCAUCUUGGAUUACUCCGUGGAAGAGGACUUGUCACAGGAGGAGGCGGAGAAGCGAGAAGUGAGUGCUUCCAUAUCAGCAUGCGGAGACAAGGAGGAGGAGGGUCAGCUGAAGCAGUACCACGUGGAGCAGAGGUUCGCUGACCGUCGGUACAAGGUCACCAGCGCCAGGACCUACUUCUACCUCAACGAGGCCUCGUGUGAGAAGAACAUGGAGGCCUUCUUGAAGAGUAUUGAUGCUGUUGCUGGCAUCACCAAAAGCACAGGUCUGAUGGCCGUCAAGCUAACAGCUCUGGGCAGGCCGCAGUUACUUCUACAAUUGUCAGAAGUGAUCAUGCGCGCGCGUAACUACAUGCAGCAGAUCGGUGGAGGUACUGGCAAUGUCCUGACCCACCACAAGACCAUUGAGGACUUCCAGCGGUACUUCGGAGACCACAGCUCCAAGCCGGAGGUUCAGGAGUUCAUGAAAAAGAUCACCUCGGAUAAGGAGGGAAUCGUCCAUUUGUUCCCCUGGUCGAACAUUUUGGACGAGGACAUGAACUUGUCCGAUUCGUUCCGAGUCCCCGACCCUAAGACCGGUCAGAUGCGUCGUCUGAUCUCCCAGAUCUCGCCCAAGGAGGAGGAGAUGUUCCGAAACAUGCUCCGAAGACUGAACCACAUCAUCAAGAUCGCCAACGACGCCGACGUCAGGAUCAUGAUUGAUGCGGAGCAGACGUACUUCCAGCCAGCGAUAUCUAGGAUCUGCUUGGAGAUGAUGAGGAGAUACAAUAAAGAUAAGUUCCUAGUGUUCAACACGUACCAGACGUACCUGAAGAACACGUACCAGGAGAUCCUGACUGACCUGGAGCAGGCGCAGCGACAGAACUUCUACUGGGGAGCCAAGCUCGUGCGCGGCGCGUAUAUUGAACAGGAACGCGCCCGUGCCGCUGCGAUGGGUUACGAUGACCCCACCUGCGAGAACGUGGAGGCCACUACCGUGUCUUUCCACAAGUGCCUCAAGGAGAUCCUCAGCAGGGUCAAGGGCCCCAACAAGGAGCGUCUGGGUAUAAUGGUGGCGUCCCACAACGAGGACACAGUGCGGUACGCCAUCCAACUCAUGAAGGAGCACGACAUCAAGCCGGAGGACAAGGUCGUCUGCUUCGGACAACUGCUCGGCAUGUGCGACCAUAUCACCUUCCCGCUAGGUCAAGCCGGUUACUCCGCCUACAAAUACGUACCAUACGGUCCGGUCGUCGAGGUCCUGCCCUACCUCUCCCGGCGGGCGAACGAGAACCGAGGCUUCCUCAAGAAGAUCAAGAAGGAGAAGAAACUCAUUCUCAAAGAAAUCGUCCGCCGAGUUGCCACCGGCCAAAUGUUCUACAAACCUGUCGGGCACUAUACGCCCGUGUAAAUAUACAACUUAAGUCCACGUGUUAUAGUCUAAUUUACUUUGCGGGAUGUUGAGAUGCCAAUGUGACGCGGCGUGACUUGUGAGUAGAUCUAGUCGCAAUACAUUUGAUGCGUUAUCGGGGAAGUAAGAACGAAUGCAGUUACUCGGUUGCGAUUUAUCGAUAUUUUUUGAUGGACGACUACAUCACUGAUGGCAUAUACCGUUUUUCUUACACGUUAGGGUUGGGAAAUGUCGAUGGUAUAUAUAAAAUAUCGAUAAAAUCGUAUCGAGUUCCCCUGGUAGUAGUUUGUCUGUGAUUGAUUGUUGGUAAUUCGGUUGUCUAGGAUAAAUAUCCUUAAAACCUAUUUCGAACAGAUAUUUCUAAUAAGAACACAAUGUUUGUGUAGGUAAAUAUUUAACUAAUAUAGGUAAAUUAAUCGAGUUUGAUAAAUGUAACUCAGGUAUCGUAAUCUUGUCAUUAAAGUUAAAGAAGAUGUAAUUAUUAUCAAUUAAUUAAGUUUAUUUAUCAGGCUCUUUGAAUACCAAACUGUUAGCUUAGAAAUGAUCAUUUGAAAGAGGUUUUACUAUCGACAACAUGGCGGUUGUCAAAUAUUGGCGGGAAAAUAAAAAUGAAUUUUAAAAUGUCAAUCAUACAAGGAUAUGAGAUAAAGAACUGUACAGAAGUCAAAAGAGCGCCCAGUGUGCUUAAUAAAAUAAAGGAUCUGAAAUUUAAACGCCAAAGUAUAUGAAACAUACUGAUUAAAAUGGAUGAGGAAUCAUUCGUGUUAUAAUUGAAACAAAUGUACUUACUCUCGUAUCUUGUAUCAAUACUUAAUGAUAAACAAACAGGAUUUGUAAAUAUUUGUCUUUAGUCAGUGUUGCCAGGAAUCUCUAUAAGGCAUAAAAACUUGGCUUAAAUCUAUAAAAUUAAUUCAAUAUUACCAGUAAACAAAAUGACUGAUCUACAAUGGCAACACUGACAACCAUAUUCAUAAAAAGAACGAAGUAACAAAAUCGGAAACAGUAUUGAUUGUAUGCUUCUUACAGUAUUUUUAUUUAUUAACGUAUGUAUAUUAUUAUUUAUCGACGCUUAUAAUUAUAGUGUUAAUAUCGAACUUAGGUCGCUGUUUAUAAAUAUGUAGGAAGUUAAAAUAUUUUAAAAAUAAUAAUAAUUGAGGAAAAAAUCGUAUGCGUUGCAGACAUUUUGAAUUUGAAACGAAGUUAGUUAUGCAAUGGAAUAUUGUUUAGAAGGUUCUACAAAAUUGUUAUAUUAAUUAUUUCUGUUCAAAAAUAUUCUUUUUUUAAUAACAUGAGAUUUCGUGCGUGUCGUAUAUAGGAACAAUGCCGUAGUAAUUCAUCGUUUCGGCUCGCAUUUAUACAAUAUUUUACAACAAAAACGUCCUUAGGAACUAGUCAUUUCUACUAGUUUUAUUUAACAACUGUUUUAUUUAUUAGGGCGAUUAAAUAAUAUGCAUUUUGAUGUUCCACGCGUACCUACUUGUAAUAAGUUUUUAAUCAUGUUUUAUGUAAUUUAUUGUGUAAUUAAGGUAACCCCGUUUUGUCUUGUGUGGGUUGCCGUAGUUAAAAAAUAAAGACGUGUUCUUUGCAGUUUUUGACUGUGUGUAACCCGCAUUACAAAUUA
Molecule: messenger RNA, 3471 nt
Organism: Spodoptera litura
Lineage: Eukaryota; Metazoa; Arthropoda; Insecta; Lepidoptera; Noctuidae
Gene: slgA
Product: proline dehydrogenase slgA
Cellular component (GO): mitochondrion
Molecular function (GO): FAD binding; proline dehydrogenase activity
Source: RefSeq, a predicted model, not a curated record